Grus americana (Whooping crane) is the source of this 1796-nucleotide messenger RNA. It is a transcript of the gene PEX39, whose product is annotated as chromosome 3 C6orf226 homolog. The coding region runs from base 1 to 357 and encodes 118 amino acids. The record is from RefSeq and is a predicted model, not a curated record. Lineage: Eukaryota; Metazoa; Chordata; Aves; Gruiformes; Gruidae. The transcript has 2 exons.
AUGGCACCGCCCGCCCCCCCCCCCCGCACUGGUGGUACGGCCCAUCGCACCCCGCGCUCCCGGUGGUACCGCCCCGGCCGCGCUAUGGAGCGGGCCCCGGCCCCGGCCGCGCCGCCGCCCGCCCCCUCCUUCGCCGAGGUGCUGCAGCUGGUGCGGAGCGGGCGGGAACUGCCGGGCGUGCGGCGGGCACACGCAUCGCCCACGGGAGACACCCCCACCCCCUCCCGCCUGCCGCUGCCCACCAAGCCCUGGGAGAACCGCUCCGGCCUCGCCAGGCCCUGCAGCCAGCAUUCAGAGAACCAAGAACCCCCGUGGCUCUCAACCCAGCAGCCCGGUGGGAGCAGUGAUAUUGCUUGAUUUCCAUGUGCCACAUCUCAAUAGCUAGUGAUCCUUUAGGAGGUGCAAACAAACUUCAACAGAGCUGCAUUUCCUCGCCAUACAGCUUGGCAACCACCCCAUCUCAAUACAAAACAUCAAAUUAAUCUUGCAAACAUUUGAAGAACCCGAGAACUGACUUAACACUUGAAACCCGUGCGGGGCGAAGGCAGGACUGACACGUGUUUCCCUCCCUCCUAGCAGCAUUGCCGUGCCCGAGGACAGAGCUACUCCACGUUGAGCUUUGUUUUUAUGUUCAUGGCCGCCAGCUCUGCCACAAAGUAACGGAAGACGUGGGGCACAGGGACAACCUCGAUGGUGUCCACCUCGCUGCAGACAGAGCAGGAGUACCUCCUGUUGCUUGUCACAGAGGAGGAGUGCGGUGGUUUCUCCAGCACAGGAGAUGUCAUGCUGCCGCAGCUCAUGCAGACGUAGGCUACAGAGCCAUCAGAGCAGUUGAACAGGCGGUCUUGCAGCAAGAAAGACGUUCCAUGAGCCAGCAAAGCAUCACGCUCCAUCUCGCCAAAGCGAAUCCCACCUUCCACAUUCCUCCCCUUGACGGGCUGGUUGGUGACAGCAUCUCGGGGCCCUGUUGUCCUCACCUGGAACUUGUCUGAGACCAUGUGGCGCAAGCGCUGAUAGUAUACCACUCCCACAAAGAUAUCCGCCUCCAGCUCCAGGCCGCUGAUGCCACUGUACAUCUUUUCCGUCCCAAAGAAGUUAUAACCUGCACUCGCUAAAGUCUCACCGAAGUAUUUCAAAGCGGAGUUCUUCUCUGUGAAGGUGAAGGGAGUGGCAUCAUAGGAGACGCCGUGCAGUGCUGCCGACUUCCCCGCCAUGCUCUCAAUUAACAUCCCAAUAGUCAUUCGGGAGGGAAAGCCGUGAGGGUUGAAGAGGAUGUCUGGAACCAUUCCGUUCUCCGUGAAUGGCAUAUCCUCAACAGGCCACAGCUGGCUCAGGAUACCUUUCUGUCCAUGACGGCUGGCAAAUUUGUCUCCGACAGUUGGAUUUCGAGGCACCCUCACAGUGAUGCAAGCCUUCUUGAAUUUCCCAGUGCCACGGUCAUUACUGCAUAACCUGACAUUGUCUACAAUGCCAACUUCCUUAUUCCUGUAUAGGUGCAAAAACAACCACAGCAAAGGUGUCAGGUGUGCUAACGAUUUUUAGCUUUGAAAGGGAAAUGAAGGAAAAAAAACCACUUUGUAAGACUCAUAAAAUGCCUUGGGACAGCUGGGGAACAGCACUGUUCUUGAGAAGUACUACUCGGUAGUGAGGGAAGUCAGACUGCAUAGGAACUAGGGCAAGGAAGCAAUAUGACAGCAUUCAUUUGCCUUUUCUAAUCCUAGAAGUACAGCUACAACUGUCAGGUGAUUAGGUAAUGUGGCACUCAUGAGAUUUAAAAUAAAGAUCAUUUAAACCUG